This is a messenger RNA of Thrips palmi, 7465 nucleotides long. RefSeq names its product PAX-interacting protein 1-like. The coding region runs from base 87 to 6653 and encodes 2188 amino acids. Gene Ontology annotation, cellular component: MLL3/4 complex. NCBI's taxonomy places the organism in Eukaryota, Metazoa, Arthropoda, Insecta, Thysanoptera, Thripidae. The record is from RefSeq and is a predicted model, not a curated record. The transcript is spliced from 25 exons.
GAGUAUCGCGAGUGCGGCGCCAACUGCAACGACGUUGUUGAAGACUAUUUGUCGAUUCAAUGAAAAAUGCACUUUAGGACCUAACCAUGGGUGAAUUAAGCAGUGGAAUAGAUGGUUUGAGUUUGACAAAUAGUCUGUUUGCUGGUGUGAAGUACUACAUUAGCGGCAAUGUGAAAGACAAAGUCUUAAGUUUGUUACAAGAUGGAGGUGCAGAACAGCAACAGCAUUUUGAUUUUUGUACCCACUGUAUUGUGGGGGAAGAUGCCCCAGAAUCUGAUAUUAGCAGUGCCAAAGAUUUGUAUGAAGUACCUGCUGUAACUCAACAAUGGGUUAUUAGAUCUAUUGAAUGUGGAAAAAUACUUCCUACCAAAGGGUUUUCUGCAGAGCCCAAUCAACUGUUUAGCGAUGUCAAGGCAUCAUAUUCAGGCAUAACGACUGGAGAUGCUCAUGCAUUGUGGGCAAUGGUGACAUUUUAUGGUGGAAAGCUCCAGAAAGUCUUUGAUGAAUCAUGUACUCAUCUCAUUGCUGGGAAGCCUUCAGGGGCCAAAUAUGAAGCUUCAUUGGACCACAAUGUUACCGCUGUUACUCCAGACUGGGUUACUGAUUGCAUCAGAGCAGGAUUCCUCCUUGACACUUUAACAUAUCACCCACAGUUUCUAAUCAUUCCCAAGCCACGUACCCCUACACCACCAGCUGUGCUAGAUAAAUCUGUAUCAUUAAUCACAGGGUUUGCUGAUCAACAUGAAGCUUCUCCAACUGCGCCAAAAACACCAAAAGUAGCCACUUCCACACCUAAGGCUGUCACACCCCAACCCUCUACACCAAAAUCUACUGAUUCCAGUGGGGAUCCCAAAGCAACAUUACUUGAACAGUUGAAGCAGCGAAUGCCAUGGAAUCAAGCUCCAUCAACUCCUGUGUCUUCUGCUCAAGCCCCAGUGCCUUCAACCCCUCAGCCCAUGCCACAACUGCCUCAGGCAGUGCCAGUUUCAUCUGGACACCAACAAACUCAACAUGUUCAACCUUUGCAGCAGCAACAACCACAACAUUUGCAGCAGCAAAAUCAAAUGAUGAUGCAGCAGCAACAAAUUCAACAAGGCCCUCAAAUAAUGCAGCUGCCUCCACAACAGUUACAACAACCACAACAAAUUCAGCAAAUGCAACAGCAGAUACAGCAGCAAGCUCAACAAAUACCCCAGCAAAAUCAGCAAAAUUCACAGCAAAUGCAGCAGCAACCAUCUCAACAGAUGCAACAGCCGCCGCAACAGAUGCAACAGCAGCCACAGCAGAUGCAACAGCAGCCACAGCAGAUGCAACAGCAGCCACAGCAGAUGCAACAGCAGUCUCAACAGAUGCAACAGCAGUCACAACAGAUGCAGCAGCAUUCUCAAAUGAUUUCUCAACAACCCCAAUCGAUUCAAUUGCAAUCUCAACAAAUGCAUCCACAACUACAACAGCCACAACAAAUGCAACAGAUGCAGCAGCCUCAACAGCUGCAACAAUCACCUCAACAGCUUCAGCCUCAGCAGCAGAUGCAACAUCAGCCUCAGCAGUUAAUGCCCAUUCAACAGCUGACUCAACAACAGUUUCAUCAAUUAACACCUCAACAACAGCAACAGUACAUCCAGAGAAUGCAGCAACUUCAGCAGCAGCAGCAACAACAACAACAACAACAACAACAGCAGCAGCAACAGCAACAAUCAGCUCAACCUCCAUCCGGAAUUGCUUCUCAACAACAGUUGUUGCAGCAACAGUUGCAACAGCAAGGCCAAGUGGUGGCCAUAAGUUCUUCUGGCAAUGCGAUGAACCAACAAAUGUCCUCAAUCCAACUGGUCAGAUCUGUAGGGCAGAGUAUGGCACCACCCAACCAGCAACAAACAAUGGUCACGACCAUAGCUGGUGGACCCGGAGUGAUGCAGCAGCAGCUUUUAGUUCAGAAACAACAGUCUCCACAACAUCAGGCUGCUUCUCCUCAAGUCCAGCAGCAGCGAGUCAUGCAGCAGCAGGGAAUCCAAUGGAGACCACCUGUGUCUGGGCAACAGACACCAGGCCAGCAACCACCUCAAGUUGCUUCCCCUCAGCAUGUUCAAGUUGUAUCUAAAAUUAUGACUCCUCAACAACAGCAGCAAUCUCAAGCCCCACAACAGCAGCAACAGCAACAAUUUAUACUAAGAGAUGGCCAGCUCCAGCAACUUCCACCUCAACACUACACACUUACAGUUCAGAGGGAGCCUAUCUUGAGGGAUGCCCAAGGGAACCCCCUCUCACGGCAGCAACAGCAACAGUACCACCUUCAAAGACAGCAGCAGUUACAGAGACAAGGGCUCAUCCAGCAGCAGGGGCAGCCUGGACAACCAGGCCAAAUCAUCCAACUGAACCAAGCUGGGCAGGGUGGACAAAUUAUUGUCACACAGGCAGGCACUCCCUCAAGCCAAACAGUUCAGUUGACUGGGCAGGGUGGACAAGUGAUUCAAUCAGGACAAGUUGUUCAACAGGGUCAAAUUAUGCAGCAGGGCCAAGUACAGGGCCAAGUCCUUCAGCAGGGCCAGGUGAUUCAGCAGGGACAAUUGGUUCAACAAGGACAGGUGAUUCAGCAAGGACAAGUUAUUCAACAAGGUCAAGUCGUGCAACAAGGACAGGUCAUUCAGCAAGGACAAGUUCUUCAACAAGGACAAGUCGUGCAGCAAGGACAAGUUUUGCAGCAAGGACAAGUUUUGCAGCAAGGGCAAGUUUUACAGCAAGGACAAGUUUUGCAACAGGGGCAGGUCAUCCAGCAAGGGCAGGUCAUUCAACAAGGACAAACAAUUCAGCCUGGACAAGUUAUUCAGCAAGGCCAGGUCAUUCAGCAAGGCCAGCUCAUCCAACAGGGGCAGGUCAUUCAAGGCGGACAACUGCAGCCACAAUUGCAGCAACGGCAAAUAGCAUAUGCGCAGGGACAGCAGCGAAACCUAAUUCAAGUGGAUGCCCAAACAAGAGCUCAAAUGCAGCAAAUGGAUCCUCAACAACAGGCAAUAUUCCUUCAGAAGAAGAUGGAACGUCAAAAACAGCUCUUGUUGCAACGUCAGAUGCAGCAGCAAAGAGCUCAGCAGGCACAGCUGCAGCUCCAGGGCCAACCUGGCCAACCUGGCCAGCCUGGUCAACCUCAAGUACAGAUAGCACAGAGUCAAGUUCCACCAGGACAGAUUCAGCAAGCACAGAUACAACAAGGACAGAUCCCACAAGCACAGCUUCAACAGGUGCAGGUGGCUCAGGUGCAAGUCCAACCAGGGCAGCUUCCUCCAGGGCAGCUCCAACAAGGGCAGUUGGUUCCAAACAGCCUCCCCCAGGGUCAGAUGCCGCAGGUGCCUCAGGUCUCUCAGCAGGCUCAGGUCUCACAGCAAGGGCAAAUAGCCCAGCCUAACCCUGUCCCAGUUCCUGUGGCACAAGGCCAGGUGCAGCAAGUCCAGCAGGUGCAGGUGCCUCAGGGACAGCUGCGGCAGAUUCCUCAGGGGCAGGUUCAGGUACCCCCAGGCCAAGGCGUUACUGUCAUCAGUCGACUGCCGCAGGGACUGACUCAACAGCAGCAGCAGGCGUGGAUGCAACAGCAUCGAGAGCGGCAGCUGUUACUACAACAGCAGCAGCAGCAGUUGGCGCAGAACCCUCAGCUGAGACAGCAGGUUUUGGUCCAACAACAGGGACGCAUUCGCCCUCAGACAAUGCUACAAGUUCAGCAACCCGGGGCUCAGCCAGUUCCUGCUCCUGCUCCACCUGGACCUGGAGCAACUACGCAACAACAACAACAAUAUGCUCUGCAGCAGCAAAUGAGAAUGCAGCAAAUACAAAUGCAACGAGAUGCUGCUCAAAAACAUCAAGUGAUGGUUCUUCAAGGGCAGCGCAUGCCAUACACACCUCAAGGCACAGGAAUUACUCAAGUUGCUGUUCGAGCACAACUCCAACAAGGACAAGCACCUCAGCCACAACAGGCACAACAAGUGCAGGGUCAACAAGCAGGAAAUGCUGUUUCUGGCUCAACAAAUACAUCUGAUUCAAACACACAGGAGCAGUUCCAGGGAGAAGGGACGCAGGCGCAGUCUAUUCCAGUCGUUCAACCACCUUCUCUUCCGGUCCCUUUGCCGCCUCCUAUGCCUGCCCCUAUGGUGCCCACUGCACCAGCAACACAGGCACAGUCCCUCGUCAAUUCUAAAACAAAGACAGCCUUAGCUAAUAUGUUGAGUAACAGGUUAAAUGGUGGUGGAGGGCAACACCAUACCUCAUCAACUACUGCCACUACAACUACUACCACUCAGCUUCUUGCCCCUGAAGGCAGUGCUGCUGGACAGUUGCGCAGAAUGACAGCUCAGCAUCAUGCUGCCCAGCAACAACAGCAACAGCAGCAGCAGCAGCAAGCCGCGCAGAUGUCUCCACAACAGCUGCUCUUGUUCCAGCAACAACAAAGACGCACUCUGAGCAAUAUCACAAAUAAUGCAACUGGGGUUGCUGUUGCUGGUGCACCUGGUGGUGUGACCUCUGUCAGGGUUCCUGGUGUCCCAGGCCAAGUCGCUGUUGUGGGGCAGCCUGGUGUGCCCCCUGGGCACUGUGGUGCUCUCACUCCACAGCAAAUUCAAGCAGCUAAACAAGCUCGUGCCGGCCAGAUGGUAGCCAAGACAGGAAUUCCUCAACAACAUCCUGAACCUGUGGAAUAUUAUGGCCAUCACCCUAAUGCUAAAAUUCCACCUGAAAUGUGUCUUCUUGGAUGCAUUUUCUUUAUUGUUGAGUAUGAUGAGGAGGUUGGAAACCAGUUGAACAACUGGAGAAAAAUAAUAAGAGAUUAUGGUGGAGAGGAGGAUCCUGUCUAUGGACCUCGUGUUACUCAUGUGCUGUGUGAAACUCAGACUAAUCCUAGAGUGAAGCAGGCAAUGCAUGAUGGAAAGCGGCUUGUGACAGCUCAGUGGCUUAAUGAUGUGAUUGUGAAACAGCAGAUGGUUCCCCCUUGGCAUGCUCUUCAUCUUCCUGUGCAGUUUGGAGAGACAAAGCCUUGUCGAAAUAUGAUUAUUGCAUACAGUGGUUUUGAAGGAGAAGAGCGUGCUAGAAUCAAAAUUAUGAUUGAACUUGUUGGAGCUAAGUGUACCUCAUAUUUAAGCCAGCAGAAUAACCUCUUAGUUUGUCGCAAGCAAGAAGGUGCUAAGUACCGCCAGGCAAGAGAAUGGGGAAAACCUGUAGUUAAUGCUCAUUGGCUAUUUGAAGUCAUGUUUUGUUCCUAUAACUGUAUUUGUCGCCCAGAGCAAAGAAGAUUCCAACACUUCAACUUAAUGAAUCCAUUUUGUAUUAACUGUGAUGCUGUUCCCCACCUUAUGGGCCCAUGGACAAAUCCUGUACUUGUUACACAAGAAGCUUAUGAAAAGGCCAAAAUCACUGCAUCACCCCGACGCAAGAAACCAAAGUUAGACAAAAGUCCAGAUUGGAGUCAAGAAAAUAUGAAGCAAGAAGAAAUGGAUACUAGCUGCUCUGGCCUUUCUGACAACAAGGAAGGAGCGCCUGUUGUGUUAUUAUCUUCUGUGAGUGACAGUUUUGGCUUGCAACAGAAAAUUCGAGAAUUAGGAGGGUCAGUUACUAAAGUCUGUAGGGAAGCAACACAUUUGGUCAUGUCAAAACCUCAGAGAACAGUGAAAUUUUUCUGCAGUAUAUCAUUUGUACAGCAUAUAUUAUCCGAAUCCUGGGUACUGGAUAGUUAUUCAAAGGAUAAGUUUCAAGAUGAGCGUGACUAUAUCCUUCAAGAUCCUGAAUUUGAAGCCUCACAUUCCUUUAAAUUUUCUGAACUCCUAGCAAAACCAAACCGGAACCAACUUUUUAAGAACAAAAUAUUUUACAUCACACCUGGUGUAAUACCAUCACAAGCAUGCCUUAGAGAAAUGAUCGAGCAUGCUGGAGGCUCUGUUGAUAGACAGCGAAGAACAUUGAAAGAAAUUCUAGAUCUGAAUGCAGGUGUCAACCAUACAAACCACUUCAGCAAUCCAUUGAGUUCAAUACAUUCAUCCAUGCCGGGCAUUCCAUUCCCCCCUCCAAUCUCAAACAUUUACACAUCUCCUCAAACUAGUGUAACUCCCAGUCAGUUAUCACUUACAAAUGGACCAACUAUGGCCCCCACUGUUUCAAAUCAUACUGGAAUGUCAUCAGCAACUGCUGAUUCUGAACCAGUUAACAAACCCUCUUCAAACCCUCCUCCUCAAAACAACAUUGCAACCAAUUUGCCUGCAAUGCCUACGCCCAAUGGAUUGAACAAAGAUGAGGCGAUGGAAGUUGACUCAGAGUCAAAGAGGGACAUUAAACAAGAUGCCAUGGAUUCUGAUGGGAAGAAAGAUAAUUCAUUGGAAAUGAAGCAAGAUACCAAAAAGUCAGAUGAUGCUGCUGAAUCAGAAGAGAGGGUCUUGAUGAAACCUCCUAUUCCAGUUACUAUGUAUGGUCCUAAAGACUUCAGACCCAGAGCACCAGAAAGGCCAAACAGUGAUAAAAAGGAGCCUGUGUAUCUGGUCAUUUCAGUUCUUAAUGAUCUUCACCUUGUCAAGGACCUUAUGAAAGCCAAGCUAGGUGUUUAUAGUGCUGAGUUUGUGAUGAGCUCCAUAUUGCACCAGAAAAUUGACUUUGACUCAGCCAUACAUGAAGAUAGCCAUCCCCGGUAAGGUAAAGAUGUAUAGCAAAAGUUGUGUUUUUUUUUUUUUUUUUUUUGUCUGUGUUUUCACCAUUUUAAAGACUGACCAAUUAGUUGACAGUUCCCUUUUUUUAAAAAUUUGUUUAAAAUAGCAGGAUGUAUGUUUAUAAGCUAUAAAUAUCUUUAUUGUACAAUUUUCUAUGUAUUUUUGUCGUUUGCAUUGUCUUCUGUUUUCAAAGCUUACAUGUUUUUGUUUUUUAAAAAUAUAUAUGUAUAAAUUAAGAUUACCAGUUGUAUAACAAAUGCAGUUCUAAUUACUGGAAGAUUCAUUAUUGGUUCUAAUGUACGCCUUUGUACUAAGUUUAGCUCUAUAUUGUGGAUGAUCACCAAAGAUUGCUUCAGAGACUGAAAUCAACAAUCAUCUGUAGCAUUUUUUUUUUUGCCUGAGGGUACAAUUUAGGUUCAGUUAAUUUGUGACAUAACUCACCUCUCACAAAUUUUGUUUUUACUUUAGUUUUUUUUACACUUUUGACAAAUUAUUAACUUAUGUUGAUGUAUUACUACUUUACUUAUGGCUGUGCUGUAUGAAUGUUACUUAGAAAUAUUUUGAACAUUUUCCUUCCAACUUUUCAUUGUUAUGCAGUGGAGUCACCAUCAGCUAGUCAAAUGACACUCCUGCCAUAUUAGCUGUUCAACAACUUUAUAAUACACUGUGCUAAAUGUGAAACUAAUAAUGGAGUCACUGCAUGAAUUUCAGGCCACUAAGAUGUUUCAAUGUAUGAUAUUAUUAUCUAGGAACCUGUUACAAAUAGACAUGAAAUAUAUAGUAUUGAUGAAAAACAA